Messenger RNA from Fulmarus glacialis (Northern fulmar), 2004 nucleotides. RefSeq names its product phospholipase D1, phosphatidylcholine-specific (gene PLD1). The record is from RefSeq and is a predicted model, not a curated record. The annotation marks the transcript as partial. NCBI's taxonomy places the organism in Eukaryota, Metazoa, Chordata, Aves, Procellariiformes, Procellariidae. Gene Ontology annotation, biological process: cell motility; phosphatidic acid biosynthetic process; intracellular signal transduction. Gene Ontology annotation, molecular function: D-type glycerophospholipase activity. The transcript has 15 exons.
CAACAAGGAGUGAGAAUUUUUGUUAUGCUGUACAAAGAGGUGGAGCUUGCCCUAGGGAUCAACAGUGAAUAUAGCAAGCGGACACUCAUGCACCUCCAUCCAAACGUUAAGGUGAUGAGACACCCAGACCACGUUUCCUCCUCCGUGUACCUCUGGGCUCACCAUGAGAAGCUCGUCAUCGUUGACCAGUCCGUGGCGUUUGUGGGUGGCAUCGACUUGGCGUACGGCAGGUGGGAUGAUGACGAGCAUCGCCUGACCGAUGUGGGCAGUGUCAAACGAAUGGCAGCAGUGAAGUCGGUGUCGACGAUCAACCUGGCAUCCGCAGCGGAGUCGUCUGAACAUGUCCCGCUGCAGCCUCAAGCUCUGUCCCCAGAAAGCCACUUGUUCCAGAGGAAUGCUGAUGAUGCCCCAGACAUAUCAAAAAUGAAAGGAGUAGGAAAACCCAAAAAGUUUUCAAGGUUCAGUAUUUACAAGCAUCUCCAUAAACACGGCAUGCACCAUGCUGACAGCGUCAGCAGCAUAGACAGUGAAUCAAGUUACUGUAACCCCACUAGAAGUCAACCGAAUAUAAUCCAGAGUUUAAAGCCCCAUCUGAAAAUGUUCCAUCACCACAGUGAAUCCAAACAGGGGCUCGCUGAGCCUCGGGAGGAUAAAGGAUCCGUCCGCAGCUUGAAGACGGGUGUUGGCGAGCUGCUUGGGGAAACCAGAUUCUGGCACGGAAAAGACUAUUGCAACUUCGUCUUUAAAGACUGGGUUCAACUUGACAAACCUUUUGCUGACUUCAUUGACAGAUACACCACUCCGAGGAUGCCCUGGCAUGACAUCUCCUCCGUGGUGCACGGCAAAGCGGCACGUGAUGUCGCCCGACACUUCAUCCAGCGCUGGAACUUCACCAAGAUUAUGAAGCCCAAAUACCGAUCCCUGUCCUACCCGUUCCUGCUGCCAAAAUCUCAGCAAACGGCUAACGAGUUGAAGUAUCAGGUGCCUGAGGCUGUUCAUGCCACAGUCCAGGUGAUCCGUUCUGCUGCUGAUUGGUCGGCUGGCAUUAAAUACCACGAGGAGUCCAUCCACAACGCCUAUGUCAGCGUGAUACAAAACAGCAAGCACUACAUAUAUAUAGAAAACCAGUUUUUUAUUAGCUGUGCUGAUGACAAAGUCGUCUGGAACAAGAUCGGCGAUGCAAUUGCUCAGAGGAUUCUUAAAGCUCACAGGGAAAACAAGCGUUUCCGAGUAUACGUGGUGAUCCCGCUGCUGCCUGGGUUUGAAGGAGACAUUUCGACCGGCGGGGGGAAUGCUCUGCAGGCCAUAAUGCACUUCAACUACAGGACCAUGUGCCGAGGAGAAAACUCAAUCCUGGGCCAGCUGAAGACAGAGAUUGGAGAUAAGUGGAUAAACUACAUAUCAUUCUGCGGACUUCGAACGCAUGCAGAGUUGGAAGGAAGACUAGUCACGGAGCUCAUCUACGUUCACAGCAAACUGCUUAUUGCUGAUGACAACACAGUUAUAAUCGGCUCUGCCAACAUCAACGACCGCAGCAUGCUGGGGAAGCGGGACAGCGAGAUGGCCAUCAUCGUGCAGGACACCGAGACCAUCCCCUCUGUGAUGGACGGGGAGGACUACAGCGCUGGGAAGUUUGCCCAGUCCCUCCGGCUGCGGUGCUUCAGGGUUGUCCUUGGCGGCUCCGAUCUCACUCCGGAACACCAGGAUCCCGUCUCCGACAAAUUCUUCAAGGAGGUGUGGAUUUCUACAGCGGCUCGCAAUGCCACCAUCUUUGAUAAGGUUUUUCGAUGCCUUCCCAGUGACCAGGUGAAUAAUUUAACCCAACUGCGUGAUUUCAUCAACAAGCCCAAAUUAGCGACUGAUGAUCCUGCGAAAGCUGCAGAAGAAUUAAAAAAGAUUCGUGGGUUUUUAGUACAAUUCCCCUUUCGCUUUCUGGAGGAAGAAUACUUGCUUCCCUCCGUUGGAACAAAGGAGUCCAUGGUACCCAUGGAGGUUUGGACUUAA